AUGUCUCAAGUUAUUCGUUAUGUGGUUGUAAAUGAAAAUGGAUGUGAAAUCGUGGAAAGUUUUCUAGGUUUUUUACAAGUUUUUAAAAAAACUGGUGAGGCAAUAACAGAAGAUAUUUUGAGAAGCUUAUCUAAUCAUAGUAUUGAUUUAUCCUACUGUCGUGGUCAAUCAUAUGACAAUGGAGCUAAUAUGGCCGGGAAAUGGAAAGGUGUUCAAGCUAGGAUCAGUUCUAUAAACUCUUUGGCUAGGUUUAUUCCUUGUACGGCCCACAGUCUAAACUUAGUAGGCUUAUAUGCCGCUAAAUGUUCACCAGAAUUAGAACAAUUCUUUGGUAUAGUUCAAAAACUGUUCAAUUUUUUCUCUAGUUCUACUCAAAGAUGGGAUAUUCUUAAACAACAUCUUAAAUUUUCAAUGAAAGGUUAUAGUACGACCAGAUGGUCUGCAAAACAACGCGCUGUUAAAUCAUUAUAUUUGCAGUUAGGCCAAGUUAUUCAUGUUUGUAAGUUACUCAAAAAUAGUAAUUUAUGUGAAGAAGCAAGUGUUGAAUUAAAUGAUAUAGCGACUCAACACUUAAAAGGUCUGAUACAUUUUAUUGAGAAAUUUAGGGAAGAAGGUAUUGAUGAAGCACUUGAUGAAUCAAAACAAAAAUCAACUGAGCUAUCAAUUGAACCGGUAUUUCCAUCGAUUCGAGUUAGAAAAAAGAAAAAAAUGCCUGGUGAAUUAGCGGAGGACGAAUCAUCAACAUUAUCGGAAGAAAAUAAAUUUAAAAUUUUAAUGAAAAACGUCUGUGAUAGAAUCUUGAACGAAUUGGAUAGUUUUACUCAACAUGCAAUUCAAUUGGAUAAUAAAUUAAUAAAUGCUAGUUCACAUGAAAUUUUAAAUUUUAUUCUUAAAAAUGGUCUUCAAGAAGCUUAUCCUAACAUAUUCACAGCUUAUCAAAUAUUUUUGACAUUACCC
Messenger RNA from Myzus persicae (green peach aphid), 957 nucleotides. RefSeq names its product zinc finger MYM-type protein 1-like. The transcript is spliced from 3 exons. Lineage: Eukaryota; Metazoa; Arthropoda; Insecta; Hemiptera; Aphididae. The record is from RefSeq and is a predicted model, not a curated record. The annotation marks the transcript as partial.